AUGGCUACGUCUAUCCUCGGGGAAGAGCCGAGAUUUGGAACGACUCCCCUGGCCAUGCUGGCCGCCACCUGCAACAAGAUCGGCAACACUAGUCCCCUGACCACCCUACCCGAGUCUAGCGCCUUCGCCAAAGGGGGCUUCCACCCCUGGAAACGCUCCACCUCUAGCUGCAACCUGGGCUCCAGCCUCUCGGGCUUCACGGUGGCCACGAGUAGGGGAUCCAACGGACUGGCCAGUGGCACGGGCACCGCCAACAGCGCCUUCUGCCUGGCUUCCACCUCGCCCACUUCCUCGGCCUUCAGCAGCGACUACGGCGGCCUCUUCUCCAACUCGGCGGCAGCGGCGGCGGGCGUGUCCCCGCAGGAGCCCGGCGGGCAGUCGGCCUUCAUCUCCAAAGUGCACAGCUCGGCGGCCGAGAGCCUCUACCCGCGGGUGGGCAUGGCGCACCCGUACGAGUCCUGGUACAAGUCGGGCUUCCACUCCACGCUCUCAGCGGGCGAGGUAGCCAACGGAGCGGCCUCCUCCUGGUGGGAUGUGCACACCAACCCGGGCUCCUGGCUUGAGGUGCAGAACCCGGCGGGGGGGCUGCAGAGCUCGCUGCACUCGGGCGCCCCCCAGGCCUCGUUGCACUCCCAACUGGGCACCUACAACCCCGACUUCAGCUCCCUUACCCACUCCGCCUUCAGCUCCACCGGCCUGGGCUCCACGGCCGCCUCGCACCUGCUCUCCACCAGCCAGCACCUGCUCACCCAGGAGGGCUUCAAGCCCGUGCUGCCCUCCUACACGGACUCCAGCGCGGCGGUGGCGGCGGCCAGUGCCAUGAUCUCGGGCGCCGCCGCCGCCGCCGCCGGGGGCGGCUCGGCCCGCUCCGCCCGGCGCUACUCAGGCCGGGCCACCUGCGACUGCCCCAAUUGCCAGGAGGCCGAGCGGCUGGGGCCGGCGGGGGCUAGCCUGCGGCGCAAGGGGCUGCACAGCUGCCACAUCCCCGGCUGCGGCAAGGUGUACGGCAAGACCUCGCACCUGAAGGCGCACCUGCGCUGGCACACGGGCGAGCGGCCCUUCGUCUGCAACUGGCUCUUCUGCGGGAAGCGCUUCACCCGCUCCGACGAGCUGCAGCGUCACCUGCGGACUCACACGGGCGAGAAGCGCUUCGCCUGUCCCGUCUGCAACAAGCGCUUCAUGCGCAGCGACCACCUGAGCAAACAUAUCAAAACGCACAACGGGGGUGGUGGGGGCAAAAAGGGGAGCGACAGCGACACGGACGCCAGCAACCUGGAAACGCCGCGCUCCGAGUCCCCCGACCUCAUCCUGCACGAGGGGGUGGGCGCCGCCGCCCGCGGACCGGGCAAGGAACCUACCGCGGGGCCCGGCGACUCCUAG
Molecule: messenger RNA, 1380 nt
Organism: Sturnus vulgaris (Common starling)
Lineage: Eukaryota; Metazoa; Chordata; Aves; Passeriformes; Sturnidae
Gene: SP9
Product: Sp9 transcription factor
Biological process (GO): regulation of transcription by RNA polymerase II
Molecular function (GO): RNA polymerase II cis-regulatory region sequence-specific DNA binding; DNA-binding transcription factor activity, RNA polymerase II-specific
Source: RefSeq, a predicted model, not a curated record